Loxodonta africana (African savanna elephant) is the source of this 3359-nucleotide messenger RNA. It is a transcript of the gene MAN2C1, whose product is annotated as mannosidase alpha class 2C member 1. The record is from RefSeq and is a predicted model, not a curated record. Gene Ontology annotation, biological process: oligosaccharide catabolic process; mannose metabolic process. NCBI's taxonomy places the organism in Eukaryota, Metazoa, Chordata, Mammalia, Proboscidea, Elephantidae. The transcript has 26 exons. Gene Ontology annotation, molecular function: carbohydrate binding; alpha-mannosidase activity. Bases 52 to 3255 code for a protein of 1067 amino acids.
CGCGCCGGCCGCGCAAAGGGGACUUCCGGGGAGAGGAGUGGCCGCGCGGCGAUGGCGGCGGCGCCGGCUCUCAAGCACUGGCGCACCACGCUGGAACGGGUGGAGAAGUUCGUGUCGCCUCUCUACUUUACCGACUGUAACCUCCGCGGCAGACUCUACAGGGACAGCUGUCCCGUGGCAGCACUCUCCAGCUUCCUGACGCCUGAGAGGCUUCCCUACCAGCAGGCUGUCCAGCAGGACUUCCGCCCGGCGCAGGUCGGCGACCGCUUCGGACCCACGUGGUGGACCUCUUGGUUCCGGGUGGAACUGACCAUUCCGGAGGCAUGGGUGGGUCAGGAAGUUCACCUUCGCUGGGAAAGUAAUGGAGAAGGCCUGGUAUGGCGUGAUGGAGAACCUGUCCAGGGUUUGACCACGGAAGGGGAGAAGACCAGCUAUGUCCUGACUGACAGGCUUGGGGAAGGAGACCCCCGGAACCUGACCCUCUAUGUGGAAGUAGCCUGCAAUGGGCUCCUGGGGGCCGGGAAGGGGAGCAUGAUUGCAGCCCCUGACCCUGAGAAGAUGUUCCAGGUGAGCCGGGCUGAGCUGGCUGUGUUCCACCGGGAUGUGUACAAGCUCCUGGUGGAUCUGGAGCUGCUGCUGGGCAUUGCCAAGGGCCUCGGGGAGGACAACCAACGCAGCUUCCAGGCCCUGUACACAGCCAACCAGAUGGUGAAUAUGUGUGACCCCGCCCAGCCUGAGACCUUCCCAGUGGCCCAGGCCCUGGCCUCCAGGUUCUUUGGCCAGCGUGGAGGUGAAAGCCAACACACCAUCCAUGCCAUAGGGCACUGCCACAUUGAUACAGCCUGGCUGUGGCCCUUCAAGGAGACUGUGCGGAAAUGUGCCCGGAGCUGGGUGACAGCUGUGCAGCUCAUGGAGCGGAACCCUUCCUUCAUCUUCGCCUGCUCCCAGGCGCAGCAGCUUGAGUGGGUGAAGAACCACUACCCUGGCCUCUAUACCCGGCUGCAGGAGUGCGCUUGCCGCGGGCAGUUUGUGCCCGUGGGGGGCACCUGGGUGGAGAUGGAUGGGAACCUUCCCAGUGGAGAGGCCAUGGUGAGGCAGUUCCUGCAGGGCCAGAGCUUCUUUCUGCAGGAGUUUGGGAAGAUGUGCUCCGAGUUCUGGCUGCCAGACACAUUCGGCUACUCAGCACAGCUCCCCCAGAUCAUGCGUGGCUGUGGCAUCAGACGCUUCCUGACCCAGAAGUUGAGCUGGAACCUGGUGAAUACCUUUCCGCACCACACCUUUCUCUGGGAGGGGCUGGAUGGCUCCCGUGUGCUGGCCCACUUCCCACCUGGUGACUCAUAUGGGAUGCAGGGCAGCGUGGAGGAGGUGCUGAAGACGGUGACCAACAACCGGGACAAGGGACGGACCAACCACAGUGCCUUCCUGUUUGGCUUCGGGGAUGGGGGUGGUGGCCCCACGCAGACCAUGCUGGACCGCUUGAAGCGGCUGUGCAAUACGGACGGGCUGCCCAGGGUACAGCUGUCUUCUCCGGAGCGGCUCUUCUCAGAGCUGGAGAGUGAUCAGGGCCAGCUGUGCACAUGGGUCGGGGAGCUCUUCUUGGAACUGCACAAUGGCACCUACACCACCCACGCCCAGAUCAAGAAGGGCAACCGAGAGUGUGAGCGGAUCCUGCACGACGCAGAACUGCUCAGCAGCCUGGCCCUGGUCCGGUGCACCCAGUUCCUGUACCCAGCAGUCCAGCUGCAGUACCUUUGGAGGCUUCUGCUCCUGAACCAGUUCCAUGACGUGGUGCCUGGAAGCUGCAUCCAGGCGGUGGUGGAGGAUGCCAUGAGCCACUACGAAGACAUCCGUUCCCAUGGCAAUGGACUGCUCAGUGCGGCAGCCGCGGCCCUGUGUGCUGGAGAGCCAGGUCCCGAGGGCCUCCUUAUUGUCAACACGCUACCCUGGAAGCGCACGGAAGUGUUGGCCCUACCCAGGCCUGGCGGGGCCCACACCCUAGCGCUGGUGACAGUGCCCAGCAUGGGCUAUGCUCCUGCUCCUGCCCCCACUUCCCAGCAGCCCCUGCUGCCCCAGCAGCCUGUGUUCGUAGUGCAAGAGACUGAUGGUUCCGUGACUCUGGACAACGGCAUCCUCCGAGUGAGGCUGGACCCGACUGGCCGCCUGACGUCCCUGGUCUUGGUAGCCUCUGGCAGGGAGGCCAUUGCUGAGGGUGCCACAGGGAACCAGUUUGUGCUAUUUGACGACGUUCCCCUGUACUGGGAUGCGUGGGAUGUCAUGGACUACCACCUAGAGACACGGAAGCCAGUGCUGGGCCAGCCAGGGACCCUGGCAGUGGGAACUGAGGGUGGCCUGCGGGGCAGUGCCUGGUUCUUGCUGCAGCUCAGCCCCAACAGCCGGCUCAGCCAGGAGGUGGUGCUGGAUGUUGGGUGCCCCUAUGUCCGCUUCCACACCGAGGUACACUGGCAGGAGACCCACAAGUUCCUGAAGGUGGAGUUCCCUGCCCGUGUUCGGAGCCCCCAGGCCACCUAUGAGAUCCAGUUUGGGCACCUGCAGCGGCCCACCCACUACAACACCUCUUGGGACUGGGCUCGCUUUGAGGUGUGGGCCCACCGCUGGAUGGAUCUGUCAGAGUGUGGCUUUGGGCUGGCCCUGCUCAAUGACUGCAAGUACGGUGCCUCCGUGCAUGGCAACGUCCUCAGUCUCUCGCUCUUGAGAGCUCCUAAGGCCCCCGAUGCCACUGCUGAUAUGGGGCGCCACGAGUUCACCUACGCUUUGAUGCCGCACAAGGUAGGGAAAGCCUCAGCAUCACACCUCCCUGCCCCUUUAGGGGCGUGGGAGGGAAGCCACCAUUUUACGGUCCACACCCCAGGCUCCUUCCAGGAUGCUGGCGUCAUCCGUGCUGCCUACAGCCUCAACUUCCCCCUGCUGGCACUGCCCGCCCCUGGGCCGGCGCCCGCGGCCUCCUGGAGCGCCUUCUCCCUGUCCACGCCGGCUGUGGUGCUGGAGACAGUCAAGCAGGCUGAAGCCAACCCCCUGAGCCGCACCCUGGUCCUGAGGUUGUAUGAGGCCCACGGCAGCCACGUUGACUGCUGGCUGCACACGUCGCUGCCGGUUCAGGAGGCUGUACUCUGCGACCUCCUGGAGAAGCGCGACCCAGCUGGCCACCUGCCCCUGCGCGACAACCGCCUGAAGCUCACCUUUUCUCCCUUCCAAGUGCGGUCCCUGCUGCUUGUGCUGCAGCCCCCACUGGACUGAGCCCCUGGCGGCUUUGAUUGUAGAAGGGUUUGGAAGCUCCUGGUUUCUGCCUCCCAGCCCCCCUCUGCCCCCCAGCCAAUGUACAAUAAAUCUUCGGAUUAUGA